ACAAAGACAUAAACCAUGGCGAAGCAAAAGAAAAAGAAGGAGAAGAAAAAAAAGGGCUCCUCGCUGACAUCCAAAGAACCUCGAACUUAUUUUCCAGAAGCUCUGUUAGCAUAUCAAAUUCAGAUAAAGGACGAGAUCAUCGAACAGCUUCUGUAUGAAAUAAAAAGCUUGGAAGCACAGAAUGACAGAAACAAAGAAAGGAAUCAGCACUUAAAGGAAGAACAAAUUUCGCACAUCCGAGCACUCCUCAGCAGCCUGAAAGAACAGGAGAAGGCACUGGAGAAAAUUGAAAUUGUUACCAGGGAUGAUGUAGAGAAAGCCAUGAAGGACAAGUGGCAAUAUGUUAAGGAUCAGGAAAAACUUAUUAAAGACAUGCGCUGCCAGAUACAUUAUAUUGAACAAAAACUUCUGCAGAAACAAGCAGAGAUGGAUUACUGGCUGGCAUACAAAAAUGUGGGGAGCACCGAACAUGCCAAACAGAUUGAAUUCCUGGAACAGGACAUCAAGAAACUGAAAGAAGAUCUUGAAGAAAUGACAGAAUUUUUCAGGGUUUCUCUAGAAGAAACAAAGGAAAAAAUUGACAAAUACACUCUGAAACAAAUGGAGCUCAAGAAGGAAUGGGCCACUGAGAAUGCUGUUAAGCAUAUUGACAAGAUCAGCUGUCGGGAGAUUAAAGAAUAUGAGUGGCUAAAAGAAGAGGUUGCAGCUUACCGAAAGGAAGUGAAUGAAUUGGAAGCCUCUGUUCACGAACUAGAGAAGGAAAAUAUCUAUCUCAUCGACAAACUCUUUGAACGUAGACUACAGUAUCUUAAAGUACCCAGGAAGUUAUUCCUUACACAGGGAGCUGGCCUGCAGGUUCUUGAGAAAGACAAGGAACAGGAUGACAGUGCUGGAGCAGAGGUCGAGGCUGACAGUGGAUCCUCAGUAUCUGAGAUCAUUGUUGCUGUAGAUCAGCAAGGAAGUCAGGAGGCAACGGAACCAGUGUUAAGAGACCAAUUUGAAGUUAUUUAUCUGCAAAAAGAUUUAUCCGAUCAGUGUCUCCCCCCCAUCCUGUAUGAAGACAUAAACGAUUUCAAGGAGUACAAGGAUUUGGGGUCUUUGGAGGUGAAAUUAAUGAGCGCCGUGGGCCAAGCUAUGCCAAUUCAUGAAGAUGCCAGAGAAAUGCCAAGCAAAACAAAACUGGAAGAAAAAUGUGACACCAGCAGGCCACCCCACCACAUCACCUACCGGAUGAUCAAAUCCGUAUUUCCUUAAAGGGGAGGAAGGUAGAAACUAGGAUUUUAUUUUAUUUUAAAAAAAUAGGAUUUAGGUUGUUGGGGCUCUUUCCCCACCAUGAGUGACACUUGCAGCCAACUUUCAUAUUAAAACAUUAAAAUUGGAUAUAUUUACAAGAA
Rhineura floridana is the source of this 1394-nucleotide messenger RNA. It is a transcript of the gene CCDC83, whose product is annotated as coiled-coil domain containing 83. The transcript has 10 exons. Bases 16 to 1254 code for a protein of 412 amino acids. The record is from RefSeq and is a predicted model, not a curated record. Lineage: Eukaryota; Metazoa; Chordata; Lepidosauria; Squamata; Rhineuridae.